Messenger RNA from Heterostelium album PN500, 2073 nucleotides. It is a transcript of the gene repB, whose product is annotated as transcription factor IIH subunit. Gene Ontology annotation, cellular component: transcription preinitiation complex; transcription factor TFIIH holo complex; nucleotide-excision repair factor 3 complex. Gene Ontology annotation, molecular function: ATP binding; 3'-5' DNA helicase activity; DNA binding. The record is from RefSeq and is a predicted model, not a curated record. Gene Ontology annotation, biological process: nucleotide-excision repair; transcription initiation at RNA polymerase II promoter. Lineage: Eukaryota; Evosea; Eumycetozoa; Acytosteliales; Acytosteliaceae. The transcript has 5 exons. The coding region runs from base 1 to 2073 and encodes 690 amino acids.
AUGGUAAAAAAAGAAUUCAAAGGAGAAGUUAAACAACUUAUAAAGCAUAUAGAUCCUUUUAAUCGAUUUAUUUUAUAUAAUUAUCUAAGUGAAUCUGCAGAUUUGGUGAUCGUUGUUUGUAAAUUAAACAAAAAUAACCUUUUAAUGAAGUCAAAUCAAUCAAAUGAUUCUCUAAAGAGAAAAAGACAAUCAAGUUCUCAAUCUAAAUCUUAUGAUAAAUGGCAAGAUUUUGAAGAGGAUCUUGAAGAGUCAGAGUUGUUGGAUGGCGGUGUUCGUAAGGCAGCCACUUCGUUGACGUUGCAAGAUGAGUCUACCAACAAAGGACAGCUUCACGACUACUCAAAGAUCUGCCAACUAAAGACUGACAAUAAGACACGGCCAAUCUGGGUGUGUCCAGACGGCCACAUCUUCCUCGAGACGUUCUCACCGAUCUACAAACAAGCGUCUGACUUUCUCGUUGCUAUAGCGGAGCCUCGUGCUGGUUCGUCUCUCAAAGAUGACCAUUCCCAAAGAGAUUAUCAAAUCGAUCCUGAACAAGUGGAGGCUGUCAAGAAACGCUGUAUCCAGCUUGACUACCCGAUGCUCGAGGAAUACGACUUUAGAAAUGAUACAAUCAAUCCAAACUUGGCGAUCGAUUUGAAGCCGACAACAAUGAUAAGACCGUACCAAGAGAAAUCGCUGUCAAAGAUGUUUGGUAAUGGACGUGCACGUUCCGGUAUCAUUGUGUUGCCGUGUGGUGCCGGUAAGUCGCUGUCUGGUAUCACCGCAGCCUGCACCGUCAAGAAGAGUAUAUUGGUGCUGUGCACAUCGGCAGUGUCUGUUGAGCAGUGGAAAUAUCAGUUCAAGCUCUGGUCAAACAUCGAGGAGAAGAUGAUCUCCAAGUUCACAUCCGACAGCAAGGAGAAGAUGUACACUCUGGCCGGUGUCACCAUUACCACCUACACUAUGAUUGCAUUCGGUGGAAAGAGAUCGGCUGAAUCGCUAAAGAUUAUGAACGACCUCACCAAGAGAGAAUGGGGACUGGUGUUGUUGGACGAGGUGCAUGUCGUGCCGGCAGCGAUGUUCCGUAGAGUGCUGACGGUGACGCGUGCGCAUUGCAAACUCGGACUGACCGCCACACUUCUCAGAGAGGACGAGAAGAUUCAGGAUCUAAACUUUUUGAUCGGACCUAAACUCUACGAAGCGAAUUGGCUGGAUCUUCAGAAAUCCGGUUUCCUUGCCAACGUCAGUUGUUCUGAGGUUUGGUGUCCGAUGACCGCAGAGUUUUACCACGAGUAUCUCACCAACGAAUCACAAGGAAAGAAGAAGCUACUCUACACAAUGAAUCCCAACAAGUUUAGAGUGUGUGAAUAUCUCAUAAACUACCAUGAGCAGCGUGGAGACAAGAUUAUCGUAUUCUCUGACAAUGUGUAUGCUCUGAAGAUGUACGCAACGCAGCUAAAGAGAUUCUACAUCUAUGGUGCCACCUCUGGUCAGGAGAGAAUGAGUAUCUUAUCAAAGUUCCAACACGAUCCAUCGGUGAGAACUAUAUUCAUUUCAAAGGUCGGAGAUACUUCGAUCGAUAUUCCAGAGGCAACCGUUAUUAUCCAGGUCUCCUCUCACUAUGGUAGCAGAAGACAAGAGACACAACGUCUCGGUCGUAUUCUACGUCCAAAGCCAAAAUCCGACGGUCUGUACAAUGCGUUCUUCUACUCACUCGUCUCGAAGGAUACACAAGAGAUGUACUACUCUACAAAGAGACAGCAGUUCUUGAUCGAUCAAGGUUACAGCUUCAAAGUGAUCUCAGAGUUUCCGGGACUGGACGAGGAGCAACUUCAAUUCUCAACAAAGGAAUCACAACUCAAGCUACUCCAAGAGGUUCUGAGAGAAGGUGACGACAGUGGUAAAAUUGAAAUGCUCGAUGAAGAUUUCGACGAUAUUACAGUAUCAAAGAAGAAACAAAAGCCAAACACAACCAUCACCAGAACCACUGGAAAUAUCCGAGCUCUUUCUGGUGGCGCUGGUGAUACCACCUACAUGGAAUAUAAAACACCAAAGAUAUUCAACAGUAAAAGACCUGCUGGUAAAAAAUAA